Molecule: messenger RNA, 3133 nt
Organism: Rhagoletis pomonella (apple maggot)
Lineage: Eukaryota; Metazoa; Arthropoda; Insecta; Diptera; Tephritidae
Product: putative phosphatidate phosphatase
Exons: 1
Coding region: 1012-2016 (334 amino acids)
Biological process (GO): phospholipid metabolic process; signal transduction; phospholipid dephosphorylation
Molecular function (GO): phosphatidate phosphatase activity
Source: RefSeq, a predicted model, not a curated record
GGUUAGUCAGUAUUCAAGCGCGGCUUGAGCGUGUUGUGCGGUGCGGCAAAAAUUAAGCGGACCAACGUUAUAGCAAACAUCAGUGGUGGUGGUAACGGUAGAGGUGCCAAUAAGCUGGUUCGUUGCUUGUGCAGUUGUUUGGCAACAGUAGUUGAAUGCAGUUGAUGGUGGCCGUUGUGGCAUUGGAUAUCAUUUUUGUAAAUUUCGAAGAACGAAACGCUCAAGUUCUAAAGUACGAUUUGUGACGUUGAAGCGAAUUCUAAUUAACGAAAGAAAACAAGUUUUUGUAUACCUAUUUAGCAAAAAUAUCAUAUUUGACACUUUUUCAACCGAAUUCGCAGUUAAAAGGCAAAAAAAGACUGCAGUGUUGGCUUUGGUCUCUGAUAAAAACGGAAGUUUGUAACACAAGUAACGGAAAGCAAUAAAAUUGCAAAGUUUAUGAAAGCCAUAAAACGAAAUUACAUAAAGCGUGAAUUAAUAAUAUGGGCGCGAAUAAAGAAGCACAUAAAAUCUAACGCCAAUUAAAAACACAAGCAAGUUUUUGUAAACUGCUACUAGAAACGACUAAAAGCAACUGAAAUAAAAUCUAAAAAAAGUCUACAAAGUAUCCAGUAGCUGAAAAUUGCCGAAAUGACGCGAAACUAAUACAUAGCUUUAAUAUAAUUUAAAUCCGUUAAAUUUCAGUACAAACAGAUAUGUCUACAAAGUCUCCACAAGUCACAAACUACCAAAAACUAUACGCAAACUCUUUAAAACGGCAAUAAAGCACAGAACAAGGCUUUGUAGAAAAGUCUCCAAGAUUGAAAUAUACAAAAACCUAAUUUUACGAAGGUUGGAAUAGUGAACAAUUUCUAAAAGUUGUGACACAAACUUACUGCAUCCUAAAUCCGGUAAUAAACGAGGAUAUAGGAAUCAAAUCCAUAGCAUCUAAAUACAACCAGAUAGAUACUCCGAACUUCUACAACAGAGACCAUUCAAGGUUGCCAGUUUGAAGUCAUCUCCGCACCCAAAAUGUCCGCUAUGAUAAUGUUGCGUCGCUUCAUCGACCUCCUCCUCUUUUUCGUACUAAUUGGCGUUGAGAUCGCGCUGCGCCAAUGGAUGCCACCACAGAAGCGCGGCUUCUUUUGCGGCGAUGAGUCGUUGCAGUACCCCUUCACCAGCGCACAGACUUUUGGUUUUGGCGCGCUAUGCAUUGUCGUCCUUGGCAUUCCCUUCUUUGUCAUCCUCAUCGUGGAACUCUUUCGACAGCUAUCACAUAGCCGUGGCAAGCAGCAUGGGCCUGUAGCGCACGAAUCCAACGACGAUUCUUGCCACUGCGGACGCCGCUGGAAGAAUAUUUACGCGCAACUCGGCUACUACUUGCUGGGCAUGCUGAUGACGCUAAUCGCCACCGAGAUACCAAAGCGCGCCAUUGGGCGCCUGCGCCCAUAUUUCUUUAGCAUUUGUAAGCCACGGCUGGUCGAUGGCACCAACUGUGACUUUGAACGCAACGAAGGCCAAUACUUCGGCGAAUACACUUGCGAAAGUGAUCUUAGCCAGAAAAUGAUGGCCGAAAUGGCAAUGUCCUUUCCCAGCGGACACUCCUCACUCGCAUUCUACGCCAUGGUUUACAUCGCACUGUACCUGCAAGUGGCGCUCAGCACACGCGGCUCCAAGCUACUCAAACAUUUCCUGCAAUUUGGCUUUGUUAUGUUGGCUUGGUUUGUGGCGCUGACACGCGUCAACGAUCACUGGCAUCACUGGUCCGAUGUGCUGGUGGGUAUACUGUUGGGCACGCUAUUUGCGUGGUUGGUGGCGCGUUACGUGGCCAAGUUGUUUGAGGGCCGUUGCUCGUCGUCCACAUCAGCCGCGGCGGCGAAAUUGUUGGCACAUGCCAGCGUAGCCUCUGCGUCGGCGCAAUCGGCGACGCCGGUAUUGCCUGCGUACACAUUUGGCAGUGUGCCGUAUCUGCAGCACCACGGACCAAAUCAUGCCGCCUACGGUCAGACAUACCACAAUUACGGCUACGUGCCAUAAAGUGGGCAUGGCGGAGGGAGAGAAGAAGCAAAUGGGCACGAAUGGCAGCUGCAGUGCAAAAACAAAAAUAUAUACGAGUACGUCCAAGUGCAGCUGAGUUGCAGUGAAAGCCGUUGCAAUUUUGUUAUUGUUUUAUUGUUUCUUAAUUUUUUGCUUAAAUUUAAGUUUGCAACGCACGCAUGUUUGGUAUUGGAAUUUGAAAAGAAAAGAGAAACGUUUCGUACAACAUACCUGUGUACAUUGAAUGUAGCAUUUCUCGGUUAAGUGAUUUCGUUGAAGUCUUUCAAAUCAGAGUCGAAUUUUAAUUGUAACUUACCUUUAGGGCAAAUACAUACAUGUACCAAGUUAUGACCUUUUAAUAUUUAAGGUGUUGAUUGGCUUAAAAGUUCAGUUAAUUCUUGUGAACACUAAAAACUAAAAAAGAACAUUUGGUUCAUUCAAAAACAGUGACCAGAUAAAAAAAUAAUAAUUUUUGGAGUCUCCAAAAAACUCUCCAAGUUCUAGUAAAGUAUAAUAUUUAUUUAUUUCCCAGUUUAGUUAGUACCUAAAAACUCAAAAUAAAGUUUUUAGUUUAAGAUUUGUAACUCUCCAAAAAGUCUCCAGAGUUAGAAAUUGCUAAAUUCUAAUUUUUAUAUAUUAAAAUGGCAGCUAGACCCCAAAACACAAGAGUUUCACUUAAUUGUAAAAGUCUUCAAAAAGUUUUCAAUGGCAAUACUAUUUGAUAACUCACAACUGCUAUAGUUUUAGUAUCUAUAUAUUUUGGGAAAAUAUUAUUAUACCAUAAAAAAUAGAGUAAAAUCAAGAGUUUACUUCUGGUCAGUCAAAAAUUUAGUUUCCAAUUAUGCUAAUGAUUUCUUUCUAUUCGAAUUUAUUUCUAAUAAUAAAUUGUUAGAGAUAAACACUUAGUUAUUAUAUACAUAUAAAUUUAUAUAUUUAUAUAAUUAUAAAUAUAUUUAUUGUGUACAUAAUAUAUUUUACUAUACGAAUGCUUGUGAGAAAAAUUUGUAACACAGAGCUAGCACUGUUUUGUAAGCGAAAUUCGCCUUUUCAUAUCGAAGAGCUUUAACACUUUUAUUAUAUCUAAAUAAAAAGUACAGCUAUUGUUAUUUUAAAUUAU